GUCACCGAUCAAUCUUUGCGUUAGUAACAUACGCAGUUCAUCGCGAGACUUUGCGGACGUUUGUUCGACUGUUUGGCUCACACGCGUCCUCGUUUCUGAGCGCUCGACUUCCUAAUAAACAGUUAUCGCGAUUAUUCGCGAAUAGCCAGUAUAUAGACAUCGCCGUAGGUUGAAUAAGUAAUCGUCGAUAGCAGCAGCAAGAGAAUCGCGAAAAUGACGGUCAUCACGAAAGCGAUCACCGAAAAGAAGGUCGACAAAAUGGAGCAGCCAUUGUUUGUUGAGGAAAACGCGGCGGAUAGCUCAAAAGCUGAUGUGGAAGCAGCACGUCCAAAAGCCGAUAUAGGUCAUUAUUUUGUUACUAGGAGAAGCAUUCAACGUAUACAUGUGACAGCGACAUUCUUGCUUUUUCUUGUUGCUUUGAUGAUAUUGAUUAUUGGCGUGAUCGGUGGUCUCUACAUUUAUAAGCAAUAUGCGAGAACUCAAAUGCACAGAUUCCGUACAGGCUGGUACAGCAUUCCAUAUGACAGUUCCAACAAAGCAUCUUAUGGCAGGGAUGGAGUUCAUCAGGGACUACUGGCUGAUUCUGAUCUAUUCAAAAGUCUUACCAGAGCCACUGAGCAAGAAGCGUUGGAUAUUGCGAGACAUUUAGAUCAUGAUAUCAGAAAUUUCUUCAAUGAGAGAUUUGAGAUUGACCUCGAGAACGAGCAUUACGAGAAGAUUGAUGUGCCUGACUUCCGCGGUGGACGCCAAGGCCGCUUUAUACAUGAUUUUAACAUUAAUAAAACAGGUAUCAUAGAUAUCGAUGGUCAAUGCUGCUUUGUUAUGCCAUUAAAUCGUCAGCGAGUAUUGCCACCUCGUAAUAUGUACGAUCUUCUCAGAAAAAUGUAUGAUGGUUACUAUGAAGUGGACACUGCGAUCGUACGUGAGACCAUGAAAGUAGUCACACCACCCAUCACUGAUCUAUCAGUUGUGGGAACGUACAUAGCGCGUGAAUGUCAAGACUUGCCUACCUAUAUGCUCAAAAAAGUGGAUUAUUCCGUUGUAAAGCGCAGCGCGUCAAACGGAGUAUUCGGACAGUUUGCCGGCAACAGCAUUAUGGAAGUUGACAUCGUAAAUUUACAAGACUUUGAGUAAAACUAAAAAAAUUGCGCGAGGAGAAAUUUUCAAUUAUUCUAGAAUAUUAACCACCAGUAGAUCAAUGUAUAAAAAUUAUAUGCUGUCCAGCGAACAUAGAUAUACUCCCACAUUUAUCGAGAUCAGCAUUAUGUCUUUCCAUUAUACUUUCCAUUAACUCUAGAUCGUGAAAUUAUAUAGUACAAGUACGAUUUGUUAGUUGUUGUUAGACGUUAAAUGAUCAGAGUCGUUUGAUGUUCGAGGGAGUUUUAUGCAAUAUCACAUGAGAGGCUAAACGUGAAUGACUAAGUCAUUAAAUCGACACGCAAAGCGCAGGAAAGCCGAUUAAAAUAGAGUUAUUUAACUUGCCCGCAAGUUGGUUCUUAUAGAAGCAUUGAAUAUUUCUUCCAUAUUCUUCGAAUACGUUAUUCAGACAGUUAGCAGAAUGACAAUGCAAUGUUAGUUGCACUAUAGUAAUGAAAUGUUUAUUACUAUUAUGUAUUUUGACACAGCUGGUUGACUAUAUUACGAAUAACAUCUGCGUGAAUAAUCGGCGAAGUCAGUAGAAUAACUGCGCGCUAAAUCAUCGUGCGUAUAAUACGGUUUUAUAUAUGUGUUAUUAAUGAUAUUGUAAAAAUAUAUUAAUUUAUGAAUUAUCAUAGAAUAUUUAUUGCUCUCGCAUCGGGCAAUAUGUUUGAACAUGAUGAACUCGGAAUAUAAAGCAUACGCAACUAUUAUCGCAACUUAAAACUGCUAUAAAGAUGUGUUUUAGUCAGAAAUAUAUUGUUUCAACAAUUAUAAUUAUUAUUUAAAUCACGUUAAACAUAUCAGACAUAACUAUAUAAAAAUUUUUACAAAAUAACUGGAUUGAAAAAAAUAACAAGAAUUACAAAAUACUAGCAGCUCAAGUGAAAGUUUAGUGCUUUCUUAAGAACAUUCCUUACGCCUAGUUCAUAUGUUCUGCAUUUUAAAUUAUGAAAAAUACGUGCUUUAAUAGAUAUUAAAAAUAUAAUAUAUAUAUUCUAUAAUAUUUGUGGAAUAUAUAUGACUAUUGAUAAAUUUAGUAUAUAUAAAUUAUUUUAUUUUUGAACUGAUUUUAAUUAAUACAAUUGAUACAUGGAUACUGAUUAAUUGCUCAGUUGCAAAAAUUAAUUGCUCAUAUAUAAAAUCUAAAAUCGUUGAACCAGAACUGUAAUAAAACGAAUGAAUUGCGACUGAAUGUAACUACGAUUUAUGUAUUGUGCUCAGUGUCUUCAAAAUUUUUUAAUGUAUAAAUUAAUAGUUAUAUACACACGCGAACUUCAAUGCCGGAGAAUGUAUCCAGGUACUCGGAUAUUCUGUAUUUAUUAGUUUUAAUAUAUUGUAGAUAUACCGAAUAUCGAUAUUUGUGAGGGGUAUGUUCUUAGCUUCUUUUCAAUUCAAUAUUCUGUGUAAUAAGAAAAAACAAUAUAGCCAAUAAACUGAGAUAACCGGAAACUUUAGAGGCGUUUUAGUACAUAUCAAGAAAAUCUUAUUUGAACCAAUUAAAAUCCUGUUAAGAACAAAUUGUAAUACGUUUCACGCAGCUCUCAUUAGUUUUGGAUAUUACAAAAUUAAAAUGAUCUAAACGUAUCAUUGCAGGAUCAUUUUCAUGUGUAAAUUAUUGAAAAGUAGAUAGAUUGAAAAGAAUAAUUAUAAUGUGUGUGUACGGAUAAGAUACUGCGUGUUAUAUCUCCAAAUAUGUUUGAGAAGUUGGAUUUCUCUUAAUGAUCGUUUUGUCAACAAGUCGACUGUAUAUGAAAAAUCGUGAAAUAUAUAUACAUAUAUAUAUAUAUGCAUAUGUUAAUAUACGCGAAUAUAUAUGGACCGAGUGCCUGAACAUUUACAAUUCAUUUUACAUUAGUUUAAUGCUUAUCUACUAUUAUUAAUAUUAUAUCAAUUCCAGUUUACAAUAAACGUAAACGCAAAUAUACGAAUAUGCAACGCGUACGCACGGUUUUAAGUGUUUGUAGGUAUAUAGAUUAAUCUCUUACUCUGGUGGCAAUAAAUGUAAUAUAUACAUAUUAAUUAGUUGCAUCACUUUUUAAAGGGAUGGAAAUAUGGAAUUUUUCGUGAAUAUUAAAUUUCGUUGAUCAUUCUAUCAUUUUUACGUUCAUUUAACUCCAUAUAUAUAUAUUCGUAAAUAUAUAUUUAAACUUUAUAAUAAAAACGUUACACGAUUCUCUUGUAUUUCAUAUAGUUGUAGUUUAGCUCUUAUCCAACCAUUAUUUCCAUCUCUGAUUAUUAAGUCUGAAGAAUUGCUUUCUUAUGCAUAGGGCCGAGAAAACCAAAUAUGUAAGCAAUUGUAAAAUCCUACAAAGAAUAAAUGGUAUGUACACAAAUCUGA
Messenger RNA from Odontomachus brunneus, 3478 nucleotides. RefSeq names its product integral membrane protein 2C. Gene Ontology annotation, molecular function: amyloid-beta binding. The record is from RefSeq and is a predicted model, not a curated record. Gene Ontology annotation, biological process: negative regulation of amyloid precursor protein biosynthetic process. Gene Ontology annotation, cellular component: extracellular exosome; Golgi apparatus; plasma membrane. Lineage: Eukaryota; Metazoa; Arthropoda; Insecta; Hymenoptera; Formicidae. Bases 214 to 1134 code for a protein of 306 amino acids. The transcript is spliced from 6 exons.